AUGGAGGAUCUAAGAUCUUUGGUACAGAACGAGGAGCACGAAAAGAUUCUGCAGCUAGCAAGCCCAGAGUACAACAGAUACAAGGUCAUUGCAGCCAUCCAGCUUGAAAAAUACGAAGAAGCCUUGCUAUAUGCCUCCAAGGCCUCUUUUGAGCUUGCUUACAUUCAUUACAAACUUAAAAAUUUUAAAAAAGCUUUGAAGGUACUGAGAAAACUGUCAGGAAAACAAGCAGACAUUCUUAAGUCUCAGUGCCUGUACUUUUUAGGCUAUUACUCUGAUGCUUAUGGGCUUCUGUCAAGGCAUGGAAAUUCAGAUGAGUUUGCAGUUAACCUUGCUGCAAUGGAGGCAUUGGCAUUCUUAAACAAUAAGAUAAAACCAUCACUCUUCACGUCAAAGGAUACAAAGAUGCUUUCGAAGGUGCUGAAGUUACGAUUUACAGAUCCAGAAUGUCUUUUGGAGGGCGAAUACAACGAAUCGUUUAAGUUUAUUGAAGAUGAAAGAAAGUGGGUCCAGAUAAUGAUGGGCUUGCAUAACAAGUACGAAAUGGAGAAUAGCUGCAUUCAAAAGCAGCUCAAAAACUUGUCAGAGGUGUACGCUGAUUCAUUUUCAAAAAGAGAGACUGAGAUAUUCAACUUUAAUAUUGGAAGGGAAAAUACUAUUGCUAAGCCUGUGCUAUUCCAAUCAAACUUCAUUGCGAAUAACACGAAAUCAGACUACCAAAUAUUUAAGGACUACCAGGUAAACACAAACGAGUAUGUCUCGGGGAAGAAGACCUUCCAGCCAUUUCACGAUAGAUUGAGACUACUGAAGUGCUUGAUUAUUGCAAAGAGAAAACCUACAAAGGAAAGAUCAAUGAAGAUCAUCAAAGCUCUUGAAAAAGUAGAGGAGUCGACUGAAAAGAAAGUUCUGAAUCUUUUAGCAUCAGACUUGCCAGAGGACGAAUUUCAAAAGAAAGCGCUGGAUCUAAUAUUUCAAGUGCCUGAAGAACAAUAA
Vittaforma corneae ATCC 50505 is the source of this 993-nucleotide messenger RNA. RefSeq lists its product as uncharacterized. The record is from RefSeq and is a predicted model, not a curated record. NCBI's taxonomy places the organism in Eukaryota, Fungi, Microsporidia, Nosematidae. The coding region runs from base 1 to 993 and encodes 330 amino acids. Gene Ontology annotation, cellular component: signal recognition particle, endoplasmic reticulum targeting. Gene Ontology annotation, molecular function: protein binding; 7S RNA binding; ribosome binding. The transcript has a single exon. Gene Ontology annotation, biological process: SRP-dependent cotranslational protein targeting to membrane.